Molecule: messenger RNA, 1039 nt
Organism: Sorghum bicolor (sorghum)
Lineage: Eukaryota; Viridiplantae; Streptophyta; Magnoliopsida; Poales; Poaceae
Product: leucine-rich repeat protein 1
Exons: 8
Coding region: 122-865 (247 amino acids)
Molecular function (GO): protein binding
Source: RefSeq, a predicted model, not a curated record
GGUCUAGAACAAGAUAAAUUCAACAGCCGUCCCUUUUAUUUAUUCAUAGAAUUGUGUAUAAAAAGCCUCCCUCUCCAUCAAGGCACCAUCUGUGUGGCAAACAGUUCUGAAGUUUGCAGCAAUGGCGCCCCAGUUUGCAGCAGCAGGAUUCCUCACCGGCCUUCUUGCUCUUGCAACAUUUGCAAGCUGCAACACUGAAGGUGACAUACUGUACAAGCAAAGGUUGGCAUGGGAGGACCCAAACAACGUGCUGCAGAGCUGGAAUUCGACGCUUGCCAAUCCCUGCACCUGGUUCCAUGUCACCUGCAACAACAAUAACUCUGUCAUCCGCGUGGAUUUGGGCAAUGCAGGCAUCUCCGGUCCUCUGCUUCCAGAUCUUGCAGAAAUUCAGAACCUCCAGUACAUCGAGCUGUAUGGCAACGGCCUGAACGGUUCGAUUCCAGAAACACUAGGCAACCUGACUAAUCUCAUCAGCUUGGAUCUCUGGGACAACCUUCUUACCGGCGAAAUCCCAACUACGCUUGGUUAUGUCAGCACGCUGCGAUAUCUGAGGUUGUACCAAAACAACCUGACAGGGCCUAUACCAUCAUCGUUUGGCAACCUGACUAGCCUUCUGGAAUUGAAGCUUCAAGAGAAUUCGUUGAGCGGCGCUAUUCCGGCCUCCCUUGGCAACAUCAAAGCAUUACAAUUCUUGAGAUUAAACGAUAAUAUGCUGACUGGCACGGUUCCAUCGGAAGUCCUCUCCCUUGUCAUUUCUGGCAACCUGACUGAGCUAAAUAUUGCUAGAAACAACCUGGAUGGCACUGAGACAUCGUCUGGACUGAGAGUGACUGCGAUUAUCCAGGAUGCGCUGAAGACUGCAUGAUGGCUUGAUGAGUCCUAGGAUCAAGGCUUUGUUUUAAUUUGCUUUAUGCAAUCGCUGGAAAUAAAUGAAUAAUUCCAAUGGGGUGCAUUGGUCUAGACAUCUUGCAGUAGAAUAUGUUUGUCGAGUUUAGCUCAAUUUGUAUGGAAAUAAUGGAUAAUGUGAGUUAGACAUCUA